GAGUCGCAGCGCAUGGUUUCCUACCCCGACUCGCAGGGCGCCGAGCGCUCGCUGGCCAUCCGCCGCCCGCCGUCCGUCGCCGGGUCGCAGUCGUCGUCGCGCACGUCGACGGUGCGCAGACACCGCACCCACCGCUCGCACUUUGGGGGGACCUCGCUGCAGCCGCAGAAUGAGUUCCCCGUCUUCACGCACACGGGCGACAUGGACAUCGCCAUCAGCAACGGGCGCAAGGAGCAGCGCUACCUGCUGCACAAGCUCAUCCUCACCCAGUGCUCGGGCUUCUUCGAGGCCGGCACGAGCGACGAGUGGGCCACGGCCGGCGACAGCCCCAGCGCUGCCCCCAACCCAAACCCGGCCGCCCUUGCGCGCGUGCCGCCGGCUGCGCGCCAGGAGAAGAAGAAGUGGAGGUACGAGCUGGACUGGGGCAAGGGCGACCACGAUGUGCCCAUGCUGGUGCAGAAAAAGGCCCAGCCCUCCAUCUUUGGCGACGACACGACAUGUCCUGCCCAGCCGCCGCCCGCGCGCAACAAGCCGCCCGCCCCGCAGGCAGGCUUCUUCCGCACAAUGGCAAACUUCUCCACCGUCCACGUCCCUACCGCCGCCGCCACCACGGCCACCACGCCGACCUCGCCCAUCGAUCCCGACGACGACACGUUCCGCGAUUACGACAACCUCUUCCGCAUCUUCUACAACUACGCGCCCACCCUCGACGUCGUCAACAUUGCGAAUGCAUACGUCGAGUGCAAGUCGCUCCUCCAGCUGGCCGACAUGUACGACGCCGUCCAGGUCAUCGGGCCCCGCGUAGACCACCACCUGCUGCGCUUCCAGGGCCGUCUCUGGAAGCAAAUCGCAAAAUACCCGCCCAGCUACCUCAAGCUCGGCUACAUGGCUCGCAGCAAGGCCAUCUUCGCGGAGGCCAUGGUGCACGUCGUCGGACAGUGGCCCUCGGGCCUGAACCAACUGCGCGGCCAGAUCGCCGAUUCCGUCAUCGAGCUGAUAGAGGACAAAGUCGAUGAGGUGGAGGAGCUCAAGGCCAAAAUUGAGGUCAAGCUGUUCCGCCUGAGUCUCACCACAAGUCGCGGCGAGCGCGUCAGUCCGUCGAGUAAUUGGUUGGAUUGGCUUGCAGUGUCCUUGUUUCGACAGUGGCUCGCAGAGAACACGACACCCCCGCCAGCGCCCAUCCUCAAAUCGCCCCGUGCUCCGUCUCGCAAUGCCAACGAGUCGGCACCUGCUCCGCCAGCCUUCAAUACCGGUCGUGUGUUCCGCCUCCUCGGCCAGGGUGGCUCGUCGUAUUUAAACCACGACGAGUGUAAACGCUUCCUACGCCUUUCCCAAGACCACUACAAUCGUGAAAACCUAAAGAAGUUCGAGAGAAGGGUCGAGGAGAUCAAGAACAAGGCGAAGGAUGCUGUCAAGCCGCUGAUGCGCAAUUUCCUCGAACUGGAUCUCAGAGAGGGGGGGUUGCCGUAUUUGACGUGUGCCAGGAUUGACGACCAGGAUUUUCCUUGGGAAGAAUGA
Messenger RNA from Dothidotthia symphoricarpi CBS 119687, 1518 nucleotides. RefSeq lists its product as uncharacterized. NCBI's taxonomy places the organism in Eukaryota, Fungi, Ascomycota, Dothideomycetes, Pleosporales, Dothidotthiaceae. The annotation marks the transcript as partial. The record is from RefSeq and is a predicted model, not a curated record. The transcript has a single exon.